This is a messenger RNA of Anolis sagrei ordinatus, 4163 nucleotides long. It is a transcript of the gene SRD5A1, whose product is annotated as steroid 5 alpha-reductase 1. Lineage: Eukaryota; Metazoa; Chordata; Lepidosauria; Squamata; Anolidae. Gene Ontology annotation, cellular component: membrane. Gene Ontology annotation, molecular function: 3-oxo-5-alpha-steroid 4-dehydrogenase activity. The record is from RefSeq and is a predicted model, not a curated record. Gene Ontology annotation, biological process: steroid metabolic process.
GGCAGGCAGGCGGGCCGGCCUCUUUCCUUCCCUGCCUCCGGGCCCGAGGGCCUCACGCCCGUCCUGUGACGCCAGCCGCCUCGCACUCUCCGCGGGGGGAAGGCGGGCACCUCUCCCGCCCUUCCCGGCGACGCUGGCGCCGCCUCCCCGCCCCCGGAGGGAAAGAAAAGCGCGAGCGGGCCGGCGGCGGGGGCAGAGGCCGAGGCCGGCUCCGGGGUCGCCAUGGGCUCGCUGGUGGCGGCGGCGCUGAGCGCGGAGUUCUGGCGGGGCCUCUCGGGGCCCGAGGAGGCGCGGCUGCUGGCGAGGCUGAGCUGGGGGCUGGUGGGCGGCCUGGCGCUGAUGCUGCCGCUGAGCAACGCGGUGGGGAUGCCCUACGGGCGCUACUCCUCGCCCUACUUCGGCCUCCCCAUCCCCGCCACCGCCGCCUGGAUCCUCCAGGAGUCGCCCUCCUGCCUCGUCCCCGUCCUCCUCGUCCUCUGCAGCGACGGCGCCCAGCUCGGAGCCUGGCCCAACCGCAUCCUCCUCGGGCUCUUCCUCUGCCACUACAGCUACAGGUCAUUCAUCUUCCCUUUCUUAAUUCGUGGAGGAAAACCAACACCUUUCGUUACUUGUUUUCUAGCUUUUGUAUUCUGUUCGUAUAAUGGGUAUUUGCAAGGGCGGAGUUUGAGUAACUAUGCAAAUUACCCUUCAGACUGGCUGACUGAUCCACGUUUCAUAUUGGGUCUUAUAGCAUGGAUGAGUGGUCUGACAAUUAAUAUACACUCCGAUCACAUUUUGAGGACCCUCAGAAAACCAGGAGAGACGGGCUAUAAAAUACCAAGAGGAGGAAUGUUUGAAUAUGUAACUGCAGCAAAUUACUUUGGAGAAGUUCUCGAAUGGUUUGGAUUUGCUCUUGCCUGCUGCACCAUAGAAAGUGCUGCUUUUGCCAUCAGCACAUUAAUGAUAUUAGGAUUACGAUCAUACAAGCACCAUGAGUGGUACCACAAGAAGUUUGAUGACUAUCCACGCAACAGGAAGAGACUUAUUCCCUAUCUGUUCUGAAUUCCAUCUCAUACUCUCUUGUUGCUUCUGAAAAAUCACUGCUGCUAUAGAAGAAGAUGUUGGCAAAAUAAUCUCUGGUGCUAUUGUGGAAAAAGAAUGAAAAUGAGAGGUUUGCUAAAUGAUUUCUGGUACCGAGAAAGAAGGGCGUUUUUGGGGGGGGGGGGUAGUGUGCUUCUGGUGAGAAAACAUAUUCCUUGUAAAAUCAUAGAGUUUGAAGAGACCAAUUUGAGUGCUUUGAACUACGAUACAGUUCCAAGUGGAAUAGGAGCACAGUCUCUUCAAAUGUGUGGUUGAGAAAAUGUGGAAACAAAUUCCUGCAUGUCAGGGUAGUGGACUGGAUGGUCCUUGUGGUCUCUUCCAACUCUAUCCUUCUAUCAUUCUAAAUUAGGUUAAGAGGAAUUACCUCCAAGGAAGAACAUGGUUGAUGCAGAACAUUUCUUUACUGCUGGCUAUACAUUUCCUGUUCCUAGGACCAUUGUGUGUCCUGCAAAUCUAUUUCAUCACCUUAAGAAACUUCUGUUUAGAGCAGAGCUGUUAAAAUGAAUAGGGCCUGUCACAGUUAAAUGUGUCUAUUUUGAGUAAAGCCGGUUUUAAUUUAGCUGAGGAUAUUGAAAAAGAGGGUUCAAAUAUUGUACUAUAUGAAAUAUCUUCAGAGUUUUGGUCUAGGAAUAUACUCUAGGAGUCUGCCAAACAUCCAAUAUGAUCAUCAUAGGCAAUCCCUUGUAGCUGAGUAUGAUUGCCUUCCAAAUGUGGGUCCUUGGUGAUGGGUCCCUGAGUGACUAGAGACCUAUUCUUAAUCUGCAUAUUUUUUCGCUUUGAGGACAGGUGGCAGGCGAUCCCGACAGUGGUUGGCCUGACAUGCCUUCCUCUUGUCAUGUUUCCUCCUUUCACUCUCCAUUCGUGCCUCUUUGAAUUCCACAGCACUGCUGGUAACAGCUGACCUCCAGUUAGAGCGCUCAAGGGCCAUGGCUUCCCAGCUCUCAAUGUCUAUGCCACAGUUUUUAAGGUUAGCUUUAUAAGCUUAACAUAUCCAAUCUGAUGCCAAACCUUUCAGGAUGGAACAACUUACUCGUAUCGCAUUUUAACACCUUCAUUCCUCUGUCUUUGAAACAAAUCAAACAAAUAACUGAUUUAUGAAGGGACAAAUAAGGUUUUCUUAUGCAAACCUUUUAUUUUUCUGAGUGAAAGACUUUAAUAUAAACAAUGGCUAAAAAUCCUGAAUGUUAUAUAUAAAACAGGCAGAUCAGAAAAAGUAUUAGGUAGUAAAGUUAGUAUCCAAUGAUUGUUUUUCACACCAUUUUCUCUGCUCUUUUUCUUAAAAUGAGUGACUUUUGUGUCCGUUUGAUAAAAUGAAGAACACUUACCAUAAUAACUCACACCAUGAUUUAUUGUCUCUUACCUUUCUAGGUGUUUGUCAAUUUAUAGAUUUUUUUUACAAAUAUUUAAAAUGUUUAAAAGUAAAUUCAAUUCAUAUGUUUGCCAUUGUUCACAUAAAAUGUACUUUUAAGUGUACUGCAUUCAAACAUAAUUUCUUGAGAAAAGCAACUUCAAUUUAACUGAAGUUAGGGAUACAGGAACUCUGUGAAAGUGAAAAAAGCAAAAAUUAAAAAUUGUUCUUUCUUAGCUUUGAAGAACACCUUCCAAGGAAUUUCUAGGUCUUCCAGCAUGAUUUUAUGCUCAGUGGCCCUUCAAUGAAGUUUACCAAACCAUAUAUACACACACACACACAUACACACACACACAUCCAUCCAUCCCUACAGAAUGGGGAGAAAAUUCAGAAAUGUUACAUGCAAGCGAAACAGAAAAGAGAAGAAUGAUACUGUAGGGCAGUAUCACCAGCCAGUUUACCAGCUGUUAGGAUUUCUGGGAGUUGAAGGCCAAAACAUCUGAGCACCCACAGGUUGAAAACCACUGCUGUAGGAGGAUAAAAAUGUUGGAGGUGGCACUCCCAGAUGGAAAAGGGGUGUGUGGAAUUACUGUUUCACUAGCUGUUCCUCUACUCACCUCAUUGUGAAACCUUGUUAUGGAACUGAUUUACUAACCCUAAAGACAAAAAGAAGUAUCUACUUGUUAAGUUUUUCUUAUUAAUAUCUGCCAGGAAAGAAGGACAGGAAUAGUUGACUGGCGUAAGAGAGCAGGUGUGACUGAACCUGCUAACUGCCUUUUCUUUUCUACUCUAUAAAUAUGGUGGAAACGUUUACCUUUUGAAAGUUGAGAAGAAAGGCAAAGUAAGAUGUAUUACAAAUCUAUGUGGCAAGUAUAUUUGUGCUUACUCUUACAGAAGUCAUUAAAAACAGGCGUCGCAACAGUCUCCGCUCCAAGGUUUUCUGAAAUGAUCAAAUGUGACACCAGAAUUUACAAAUCUGAAAAAUAACAGUAGCAGAAAGGUACCUCUUCCUGCUUUGUGGUGUUGACCCCCCCCCACCUGUUUUUCUAUGAAUGUACAAACAAAAAUGUGUAGCAUCCCCAGUAAUCUGGAAAGACAGUUGAAAUCCUGCUUGCAUCUAGUGGAAAAGCACUGAGGGUGUACCAUUAAAGGGCCUCUAGAAGCGGUUUUUGUUGCUGGAAACUGACAAGGAGACCUUACAAAAUGAAAUGCAGCAAUUGCUUGUCUGAGUGAGCUGUAUCUUUCUAAAAGUGUAAAAUAUUUUCAAUUAUUUCUUGACUGACAUUGAUUGCUAGAAUGGACUUAUACUGCUCCCUAUCGUUCCUAAAGACGAAAUGAUCCAAUACAGCAUGUUUUUCUUUGGAAAUAGUCCUAUCAUAUUUAGUAAUAUUAACAAGUAAAAGUAUACCUAAGCUUGCAGUCAGCGGUCACCAUUAUUUUCAACCCAGUUGGCAAAAGAGAUUGCAAGAGUGAAGCACUCCAUUUUGACUCUAGCCCCCGGCCAGCACAGUUUAGAAGAAAUAUUUCACUUACCAUUUAUAGUGUGAUAAAUCAUAUUUAAUAAUUUUAAAUGGGAAAUUGCCAAGGACAGUGAUGUCUUGCUGACAUUUCUUCAAAUACUACUCAUGGAAUAUUACUUACAGGGAACAAAUACUGGUGCUUUUUUAGUCUAAAAUGAUCAUUUGUACUUAAUGUACUUUGUCUUAUUAUUGAUGAAAUAAAGAUAUUUUUCCUA